This is a messenger RNA of Suncus etruscus (white-toothed pygmy shrew), 1332 nucleotides long. Its product is annotated as GTPase IMAP family member 4-like. Bases 1 to 1188 code for a protein of 395 amino acids. The record is from RefSeq and is a predicted model, not a curated record. The transcript has 3 exons. Gene Ontology annotation, molecular function: GTP binding. NCBI's taxonomy places the organism in Eukaryota, Metazoa, Chordata, Mammalia, Eulipotyphla, Soricidae.
AUGGCAUUGGAAUUAGAUCAUUUUAAAAGGUUCUUCAAUAAGUGCGACCAAAGAACAGAGACAGUUGUAUGGCAGGAAACAUGUAAAUUUGGCAAAAUUGAAACACCCAUCAAAUCAUGGCAAGAUGUUUCUGUCUCUUUAACAGUCAAUAGUUCAGCUUGUGGCUCCACCCAAUCUAAACUUCCUGCUUCAGAUAUUUCAGAGGGAAUUCCAACCACGAUGGCUUCAAAUUACAGCAGUGAUCAAUGGGCCACCCUCGAAUCUGAAAACCAAGGCUCCAAAGAUUCACAGCUGAGACUAGUCUUACUGGGGAAGACUGGAGCAGGAAAAAGUGCAACAGGGAACAGCAUCCUUGGGAAGACUGAGUUUCAUUCUAGUCUGGCAGCUAAGUCUGUCACCAAGCACUGCGAGAAAAGGAGAAUCAUGUGGAACGAAAGAGAACUUGUUGUUGUGGAUACUCCUGGCAUUUUUGACACUGAGGUGCCUGAUGAAAACACCACUAAGGAGAUUGCCCAAUGCCUCUUCUUGACCUCUCCAGGCCCUCACGCUUUUCUUUUGGUGGUCCCACUGGGACGUUACACUAAGGAAGACCACAAGGCCACAGACAAGAUGAUGGAGAUGUUUGGGGACACAGCUAGGAAGUAUAUGGUUCUUUUAUUCAGUCGUAAGGAUGACUUGGACAGCCAAGAGUUCCAAGAUUACUUAAAAGAAGCUCCUGUUCUUCGAGAACUGAUAAGCAAGUUUGGUAAUCGCUACUGUCUGUUCAACAACAGGGCAAAAGGAGCUGAGCAAGAAGCCCAGCAGGCACAGCUGGUGGCCCUGGUUGAUGGGGUGGUGAAGGAGAAUGGAGGGACAUGCUACACUAAUGAGAUGUUUCAAAAGGCUGAGCAGGAAAUUCAGAAACAAGUCCAGUUGAAGCAACAGUAUUACAGAGCAGAAUUUGAGAGAGAGAAAGAUGAGAUCAUAAAGAAGUAUGAAGAGAGAAUCAAAAGAUUGGAGGAUACAAUAAAGCAACAAAUGAGUAAGACUCAAAUGGAGAAUCAAUUGAAAGAAAUCAAGUCUUUUUAUUACCAUAAGCAGAAAAAUGCGAGAGAUGAAAUUGAAAGUCAGAAUCAGACUAACAUCAUUAAAUUUAUUAUACAGGCCCUGGAAGCUGCCUCAUUAUUUUUCAAAAAUGUGUUUAAGUAAAUGUAUUUGAAUCUGUGUCUGUUUCCUGUAUAUCUUCUGACUGUCCUACUUCAUAGAAUUUAUAUACUAAGGACAAAGUAUAUUCUUUUUCUCUUGAGGUCUCAGAACUAAGUUAGAUAGUCUUACUUGUUGCCUAGAAGACGU